UCUGUCUCUUCAACGCAUGGUCCGUACUUAUUUCGAUUUGUGCGAAGGAGUUCCACUUCGAAGUGAAGUUUCUUGUGCAUUUAAAUGAUGAAGAACGGGAAACGCCAAAAGAUCCACUUUGACAGUGAUGAUGAGGAUACUCCGCUGUUGGCCAUCGCGGGACGUCAGCAAGAUGUUCAUCAACCGAACAUGAGGACCGACCCCCUGGAAUCUCGAUUCGAGGCACAAAAGCAGGCUUUGAUUGAAGCAAGAAAACAGAUUCAAGAACAAGCCAAGGAAAUCAGUGAUCUGCACCAGCAACUGGCGGCUCAAACUGAACAGAUGCAGGAUGAGAUCCGAAAGCAGGGCGAGGCGCAAUACCAACAGCUCUCUGAGGAGCAGCGCCAGGCUGAGGUGCAGCAGAAACACAGUGCCGACCUAGCCGAAAUGCUUCAAGCUGUCAAGAAUAUAGCGGCUGUAUCAACGAACACGUUUGGUCUCGUGAAGUCACGGGUUGACAGGAAACAUCAGAUGGGGGGUUCAACAAGCAACAGCGAAAACGUAGCUCCACCGGCGCCUUCUCACCUGCCGGCCCCUUCUGCUCCAAGUACAUCUCUUGAAAUUUCCGAUGGGAAAAUCGUCAUUCCCAUUCGCUACGAAAACUUCAACCCCGGAACAGUCUACGAGCCGGUAACAGACGACGCAGAAGAGUACGGUAUCCUUCGUUUGAGAUCCGGUGAAAAAAGGUGACAACUUUCGUACGGGGACUCCUGCCAUACUUCUUUGAGUCUGAUGUCUUGAAGCGAUCAAAUUAUGAAAGCAGCAAAGUCAUGACAAAGGAUAGGCAAGUAAAGAAGGAUCGUCUGGACAGACAGAAGGUGAUGGCCAUUCUGGAUCAGGCCGAACUGGAAAACCCUGGUCAAACGCGAGGCAAGAUGGCCUUUGCUAAAAUCAGAGCUGUCAUUAAUGAUAAGUGCCGCCAUAGUUAAGACCUAGUUCACUUUUAGCGAUCCUUCAAAAAAAACAAAACCAAACCCCUCCAACAUCAUACUUAUCCUAUCGUGAAUUUAGGGGAAAAAACUUGCGUGUGGACCUUUUCUGUCACUGUUUAAUAUCAGGUAAUAUUUUUCAAGAUGCAAACCCUGUUUUCUCUCCAAAAGGCCUUCCAGGCAUUAAUAACGAAGGAGCAACUGUAUUCUCUUAAUUUCUCAUUUGUAUUUUGUUUCGGAAAACUAAACAACGUGAAAUUUCAUGUAUGUAGGAAAUAGAAUCAAGUGUAAUCGGAAUUCAAUCCCUAUUCGAACUCGUUUGUCCAUAUUUUCCCGUUAAUUCAUAUAGCAUUAUCAUUAAUGAAGGACAUCUUCGAUCCGGUAACUAUUCGUCUCGCUGUGUUUUCAGUAAACUAUCUUCCGUCACUAUUCUAUGUCAGUGAAUUUUGUAUAAACGUCUUGCAUAGAUUGUUUCAAAGAAAUGCACAUAUGUAUAAAACGACAUACAUGUCAAAAGAAGCCCCUGCAUUAAUAACAUUAGUAUCAGUAGGUCAGGGAAAUAUAAAUGUAUACCAGUCUUUGGGGUUUUAAAAUGUAUUGCA
This is a messenger RNA of Acanthaster planci (crown-of-thorns starfish), 1570 nucleotides long. RefSeq lists its product as uncharacterized. NCBI's taxonomy places the organism in Eukaryota, Metazoa, Echinodermata, Asteroidea, Valvatida, Acanthasteridae. The record is from RefSeq and is a predicted model, not a curated record.